CCCGGGCCAGAGGACGCAGCUGACCGACCGACUGACCACAGGGUCCCCUCUCCAUCUGUCCAGAUUGAUUUGAUUCUCUUCUCUGUGGGGAAAGAUCCUUGGGUGGCCUUGCCGGGAUGUCUCGUCCGCUCUCAGACCAGGAGAAGAGGAAGCAGAUCAGCGUGCGGGGACUGGCCGGCGUGGAGAACGUCACCGACCUCAAGAAGAACUUCAACCGGCACUUGCACUUCACCCUGGUCAAGGACCGCAAUGUGGCCACCACCCGGGACUACUACUUCGCCCUGGCCCACACCGUCCGGGACCACUUGGUGGGACGCUGGAUCCGCACCCAGCAGUACUACUACGAGAAGGACCCCAAGCUAGGCUUGGAUAUGGAGGAGUUGCAAGAGAUUGAGGAAGACGCCGGAUUGGGGAACGGAGGCCUUGGGCGAUUGGCAGCUUGCUUUCUGGACUCGAUGGCCACGUUGGGCCUGGCUGCGUAUGGCUACGGGAUCCGCUACGAAUUCGGGAUCUUCAACCAGAAGAUCUGCGGCGGCUGGCAGCUGGAGGAGGCGGACGACUGGCUGCGUUAUGGCAACCCCUGGGAGAAAGCCCGCCCCGAGUACAUGAUCCCUGUCCAUUUCUACGGCCGCAUCCAGCAUGACCAGGACGGGGUCAAAUGGGUCGACACACAGUGCCUGGUUAUCUUGUGUCAUAGCAUAUCCUGUUUUCGCUCUUUCUUUCAUAUUUCAGUUAAUGUUGGUGGUUACAUCCAAGCCGUCCUGGACCGGAACCUGGCGGAGAACAUUUCCCGGGUUCUGUACCCCAACGACAACUUCUUCGAGGGGAAAGAGCUGCGUCUCAAGCAGGAGUACUUUGUGGUGGCCGCCACCCUCCAAGACAUCAUCCGCCGCUUCAAAUCCUCCAAGUUUGGCAGCCGGGAUCCUGUCCGCACCUCUUUCGACGCCUUUCCAGAGAAGGUUGCCAUCCAGCUCAAUGACACUCACCCAUCCUUGACUAUUCCAGAGCUCAUGAGAGUCUUGGUGGAUAUUGAGAAGCUCGACUGGGACAAGGCCUGGGAUGUCACCGUGAGGACCUGUGCCUACACCAACCACACUGUGCUUCCCGAGGCCCUGGAGCGCUGGCCCGUCCACCUCUUUGAGACCCUCCUGCCCCGACACCUGGAAAUCAUCUACGAGAUCAAUCAGCGCUUCCUGGACAAAGUCUAUGCCAAAUUCCCGGGAGAUCUCGACCGGCUGCGCCGCAUGUCCCUGGUGGAGGAAGGCAGCGUCAAACGGAUCAACAUGGCCCACCUGUGCAUUGUGGGCUCCCACGCGGUCAACGGCGUGGCCCGGAUUCACUCGGACAUCCUGAAGGCCACCGUGUUUAAAGAUUUCUACGAGUUCGAGCCCCACAAGUUCCAGAACAAAACCAACGGCAUCACCCCGCGGCGUUGGCUGGUUUUGUGCAACCCAGGGCUGGCCGAGAUCAUUGCGGAGCGCAUUGGCGAGGACUACAUCUCGGACUUGGAUCAGCUGAAGAAACUUCUCGCCUUCGUGGAAGAUGAAGGUUUCAUCCGGGACGUUGCGAAAGUCAAGCAGGAGAACAAAUUGAAGUUCUCGGCCUACUUGGAGAAGGAGUACAAAGUGAAGAUCAACCCCAACUCGCUCUUCGAUAUCCAGGUGAAGCGGAUCCACGAGUACAAGCGGCAGCUGCUCAACUGCCUCCACAUCAUCACCUUCUACAACCGGAUCAAGAAAGAACCAAACAAGCAUUUUGUGCCGCGGACAAUCAUGAUCGGAGGCAAAGCCGCUCCUGGCUACCAUAUGGCAAAAAUGAUCAUCAAGCUCAUCACUUCUAUUGGCGACAUUGUCAACAACGAUCCCGUCAUUGGCGAUCGGCUGAAGGUGAUCUUCUUGGAGAACUACCGGGUCUCUCUUGCUGAGAAAGUGGUCCCUGCUGCGGAUCUCUCUGAGCAGAUCUCUACGGCCGGCACGGAGGCCUCUGGGACCGGGAACAUGAAAUUCAUGCUCAACGGGGCGCUCACCAUCGGCACCAUGGACGGGGCCAACGUGGAAAUGGCGGAGGAAGCCGGCGAGGAGAACUUCUUCAUUUUCGGCAUGCGGGUCGAAGACGUGGAUGAGCUGGACCGGAAGGGCUAUUGUGCCAAGGAUUACUACGACCACCUCCCCGAGCUGAAGCAAGCCAUCGACCAGAUGAGCAGUGGCUUCUUCUCUCCCAAGCAGCCGGACCUCUUUAAGGACAUCGUCAACAUGCUCAUGUAUCACGACAGGUUCAAAGUCUUUGCUGAUUACGAUGCGUACAUCAAAUGUCAAGAGAAGGUCAGCGCUCUUUAUAAGAACACCAAGGAGUGGACCAAGAAGGUCAUUAAGAACAUUGCCACUUCAGGGAAAUUCUCCAGCGACCGCACCAUCGCCCAGUACGCCCGCGAGAUCUGGGGCGUGGAGCCCACCCGCCAGAAGAUCCCUGCCCCAGAUGAUCCCCGAGAAUGAAGACCCCGCUCUCUUCCGCCCCCUUGUCACCCCAGCAAACGCAGUGGGGCUGCUCCUGUGGGGUCAACAUGUCUUUCCCUUCCUUCUCCUUUCUUCCCCCUUCUACGCUCUGCUAUUUAUUUCUUUCAUAUCUUUCAUCACUCGUUCCCUUUCAGUAUGGAUUACCAUUCACUGCAGGGCCGGCCCUAGGUAACUUUCAAGUGUAAGCAAACAGUAUUUUGGCACGCCACCAACCAAUCAUCGAUAUAUAGAUAUAUAUAUAUAUUAGGCUUGGUUGAUCCAGUUCGUUAAUUUCUUAUCUCGUUAUUAAUUCGUUAAAUAAUUACCUUUAGAAGCGA
This is a messenger RNA of Anolis sagrei ordinatus, 2830 nucleotides long. NCBI's taxonomy places the organism in Eukaryota, Metazoa, Chordata, Lepidosauria, Squamata, Anolidae. The record is from RefSeq and is a predicted model, not a curated record.